This is a messenger RNA of Cryptomeria japonica (Japanese cedar), 2640 nucleotides long. RefSeq lists its product as uncharacterized. Gene Ontology annotation, cellular component: nucleus. The transcript is spliced from 5 exons. Gene Ontology annotation, biological process: DNA repair; base-excision repair, AP site formation. NCBI's taxonomy places the organism in Eukaryota, Viridiplantae, Streptophyta, Pinopsida, Cupressales, Cupressaceae. Bases 508 to 2067 code for a protein of 519 amino acids. The record is from RefSeq and is a predicted model, not a curated record. Gene Ontology annotation, molecular function: 8-oxo-7,8-dihydroguanine DNA N-glycosylase activity.
GGUAGCUCAAAGACGUCCCUUUUUUCCGCAAACCCCUAGACCCACAACCAACAGAACUGACAAAAUCUCUUGGUUGUUUGUUGCACAGAAAACUGAUCCCAAUGAGUCACUGUCUACUACGUCUAUAUGUACACACAACUAUUCUGCCUCCAAAAAUGAAAUAACUUAUCAUGGAAAGUCAAUAACACGAAAAUUAAUCACUUAUUACACACCAUUUUCCUAACAAUCAAUAACACGAUGUUCUGCCCUACCUGUACACAUACAAUGCCCUGAACAGUGGACGGCGGAAGAGAAAAAUGCACGGGCGAGAUGAUUGCAAUCGUCUUGCAGGAUUAAGGAGCAUUUUUAAGCUGCUCGUCCAUCUCAAAUAUGAAACGCCUUCGGCGUAAAAAUCCAAAACACAGUCAAAUCAAUGGUCGUAGUGUUCUCCAAAGGCGUUAAAAAGGAAUUUUAAGUUCGCAUUCCUGACUCAUUUAAUCAUCUCCAAUAAAGAAGUGAGCUGACAAAAUGGAGUGUGAUGGGUGCCCAGAAUGCGUACUGAGUUUGGCAGUGAAUGAGACAUUCGAUUUAGAGAAGGCUGUUUGUAGCUAUGGCUUCUUCAUGAUGCCACCCAAUCUCUGGCUCUCUUCCUCUUCCACCCUUCGGCGCCCUCUCAGACUAUCAGAUGCUACCACACGCAUGGUCUACAUCUCGCAACAAAAAUCACCCUCUUCUUCUCUUCAAAUAAGGGUGAUGGACACAAGUAACCUCACCACUCAAGACCAACAAUAUUUGCUGGAUCAAGUGGUUCGAAUGCUGAGGCUAUCAGAAAUGCAGGAAUCCGAAGUUAGAGGUUUCCAUGCUCUGCAUCCCGAGGCCAAGGCUAAAGGUUUUGGUCGGAUUUUCCGGUCACCGACCUUGUUUGAGGACAUGGUCAAAAGUAUGCUUUUAUGCAAUUGUGGGUGGGCGAGGACAUUGACCAUGAAUAGAUUACUCUGUGAUCUCCAGUCAGAGCUGAAAGAACAACCACUUGGUGGGUCAACUAUUCAAGAAAUUAGUUCAAACUCAAAUGGUACUUGUGUAAACUCUGAUGAUUCAUCACCCAAAACUCCAAACAAAAAAGAUGGGAAGAGAAAAAGAUGCUCUAAAAAACCAAGUAAUAAUGCUGUUAGUUCGGUGCCUGCAAGAUUUUCAGAACAAGGAUUACCUUUCACAGAUGUGAAGAAGACCAUAGUUUCAGAGGCUUCUAGCAUAACAUUAAUAGAUAUCGAAAAGAGUGCCAUGAAUCUUGAUAUUGGGCUAUGCCAAGAAGGGGAAAACAACCAUCCCUUAAAAAUUUCUACAGUGAAUUUGUCAGAAAUAAUCUCAAGCCCAGAAUCCCUUACUGAAGAAUAUUGUAUUCCUUCAGCACUGAGCACAGGGGAUUUUCCCACUCCCAAAGAAUUGGCAAGUUUUGAUGAAGCAUUUUUGGCAAAGCGCUGUUGUCUUGGUUACAGGGCUAAGCGCAUCCUGCACCUUGCAACAGAUAUUUGUAAUGGUACUAUUGAUUUAAACUCUCUUGAAAGCUCUGAUGGAUCACCACUGUUGAAAUUCAGUGAGUUGGAGGAAUUUUUUCUCAAGUUAAAGGGUUUUGGUCCAUUCACAAGCUCAAAUGUGUUGAUGUGCAUGGGAUACUUUGAGAUUGUUCCGGCUGAUUCUGAAACUGUCAGGCACUUGAAAAAGGUCCACAGCAGGUUUCAGUGCACCAUAGGUACUGUUGCUAAAGAAGUUGAAGAGGUCUAUGCAAGAUAUUCACCUUUUCAGUUUUUAGCAUACUGGUGUGAGAUGUGGGACUGCUAUGAGGAAAAGUUUGGGAAGCUUAGCCAAAUGCCUCCCUCUCAUUAUCAUCUUAUCACUGGCAGUAACAUGAGAAAAGAGGUUUCUAAAUAUUUCAUUAACCAAAUGCCUCCCUCUGAUUACCAUCUUAUCACUGGCAGUAACAUGAGAAAGGAGGUUUCCAAAUAUUUCAUUAACCAAAUGCCUCCCUCUGAUUAUCAUCUUAUCACUGGCAAUAAUAUAAGAAAAAAUGUUUCCAAAUAUUUCAUGUAAGAAUGAGCAGUGAGCCCUUUUCAGGUUCUUGUGGUCAAAACCAUGAGGGGAAAGGAUUCCAAAUAUUUCUUGAGGCUUCGUUUGUUUUUGCAGAGUCAAGGAUGAGGCACAUUUUAUGAUAAUUGGAAUAUGCUUCCAUUUUUUGGAAUUCAUGCUUACAAAUAUUAGAUAUUAGAGAAUGAAACAAACAUUUGAUGGAGAACAUGCAUAUUGCAAGCACUGUCUUAAGCUGAAGCAGACAAAAGGCUAGCUUCUGUCUUGGAAAUCCUCAUUAGGUCCUCAAUUUGGAUGACUUGCGAGCAUCUUAUUCAAGAAAACUAUCCAAUUCUAAUACUUUCAUGGUUUUGGGGGACAGCAUUCAAAGAAGAUCAAUACAUUCACUAAAAUAACUUAAGUGGUUCCAUAUAUGGACAUUAUCUUGUAAGCAUUGUUUUUCAUCAUCUCAGUGGGUUCUUGUUUUAUCUGCUUAAAGGGCUCAAGUCUUUUAGCAAACACUAGUUUCCCAAAAUUAUGUUGACCUUUGCUAAAUAUACACAUCUAAUUCAUUGGCUGGACCAUCGGAUCAAUUUCUUA